AUGGAGGCCAACAACGAUCACCUCGAGUGGGUUCCUGACGCCCCCAUGUACCCUCCUCCGUCUCCUCGAGACCAGCAUAUGCAGGCUUCUCAUUGGAAUGACCGAGGACACUCUACGCUCGCCGACGGCGCUUAUCAUCCUCCUUCCGACCGCGCAGCAUCUGCAAUCAGUUCAGACUGUGGUUCAACUGCCUAUUCGUUUACUGACCAGUCUUCUGAAUCGCAUUAUUCCCGCGACCGCUUUGCCGGCCAACGUAUGACGGGAACCACUGGCUUUGGCGGUUAUCCUGGUGCCAACCAACUUCCGGCGUAUCUUGGUAAUCCUAACGUUAAUCGAGCUCCCGAAAACCUCGGUGCGAAUGGCCCCAUGAACGGUCGUAUGGCUACUAACCAUUAUACCACCAACUACGGCGAUGUCAACCAGCGUCGCCACACCAUGGGUGUAGACUAUCGUAUGAAUAACCGUCAGGCGAUUCACCCCGGCAUGACCAACUACGAUUACGCGUAUCAACAGCCGGCGCACCCGAAUGCGAACUAUCAUAGUACGAUGGGCCAUGGCACCGCUCACGCUGAUCAAUCUAACUCGGCAACCCUCGUUACGGGAAACCCCAUCGCUAAUCGUCGUCAUCAGGCAUAUGGCGCUCCCGUUGGUCCACGUGUGGGAGGUUCCGUUCUUAUCCACCCUCCUGCCGGCUCCCAAGCUAACGGUGCCAAUGUACCCGUCGCCAACGGCAACGGCAACGCCAACGCCAACGCCAACAACGCCAACGCCGGUCCGAUUCAAGGAGCAGCCAACGGUAAUGCCGGAUAUGAGAGCUUAGAAUGCACCGAACCUAGCUGUACCUACAAAACAAGGGCUUCGAAACGUGCUCGAGGAUUCCUUGCCAAUCAUGUCCAUCAUACCCAUUGUGGUAAUAUCUGCAUGUUCGAACACUGUGGCCACCGCGAGGCAGACGACAAGCAAUUACGUAUUCACAUCAAGGCAGAGCAUAGUGCUCGAGUCUUGCGAACCGACGAGGGCAAGUGGAGGUGCCCAUGGCUCGGAUGCACCAAGAAGGCUUGUUCACGAAAAGGAAAUGCCGUUCGUUGUAUGUUCAUGCAUAACCACAUUAUGUUUAACGAGCAGCACGGAGCCAACCAACACUGA
Annulohypoxylon truncatum is the source of this 1146-nucleotide messenger RNA. RefSeq lists its product as uncharacterized. NCBI's taxonomy places the organism in Eukaryota, Fungi, Ascomycota, Sordariomycetes, Xylariales, Hypoxylaceae. The coding region runs from base 1 to 1146 and encodes 381 amino acids. The transcript has 4 exons. The record is from RefSeq and is a predicted model, not a curated record.